AUGUCACGAAUAGCGAAAGAGUCACUACCUGCGAAACAGGUUUGCGAGAACCGUAAAGGCAAGAUACUAGAGAAGUUGGAGGACGAAGUACACAAGGUCAACAAACUACGAGGCAAGCUCGACCAUAGGAAGGAAAGCAAAGCUUUUGAAGAAGAAGAAGAAGAAGAAGGUGACAAGGUAGAAAAGGCUAAUGAAAGUUGGCUUUUAACCACGGAAUAUUACAAAAAUAUUGACACCAAAGCUUUUCGGCAGUACGAGCUAGCGUGUGACCGAGUCAAGCAAUUUUAUGAAGAACAGCAUGCAAAGCAAACUGUAGCUUAUAACAUUCAAGCACGGAUAGAUUUCAAAACUAAAUCAAGAGAUAAGAUGAGUGUUUGGCAAGGGUUGGAGAAACUUAAUAAGUUAUUGGAUGAUAGCGAUCCCGAUACUGAAUUGUCACAAAUUGAUCAUGCGUUACAAACGGCAGAAGCUAUUAGAAGGGAUGGACAACCACGAUGGUUUCAGCUCGUGGGGUUGAUUCACGAUUUAGGCAAGUUGCUUUAUUUCUUCGAUUCCAAAGGACAGUGGGAUGUUGUUGGCGAUACUUUCCCUGUUGGAUGCAAAUUCUCCAAACGGAUCAUAUUCCCUGAAAGUUUUCGCAAAAACCCUGAUUUUUUAAACCCCUUGUAUAAUACAAAAUAUGGCAUUUAUUCCAAGAAUUGCGGGUUGGACAAAGUAAUGUUAAGUUGGGGCCAUGAUGAGUAUAUGUAUCAUGUUGCUAAGAGGAGCUCGAUUUUGCCUGUUGAGGCGUUGGCUAUGAUCAGGUAUCAUUCGUUUUACCCUUGGCAUCAAGAAUAUGCUUAUGGAUAUCUCAUGGACGAACACGACAAGGAGAUGCUCAAAGCAGUAAAGGCAUUUAACAAGUAUGAUUUGUAUUCCAAGAUUGAUCAACAAUAUGACAUCGAAGAGUUGAAACCGUACUACAUGGAGUUGAUAGAUGAGUUCUUUCCUGGUAAAAUUAUUGAAUUUUGA
This is a messenger RNA of Lodderomyces oxycetoniae, 1011 nucleotides long. RefSeq lists its product as uncharacterized. Gene Ontology annotation, molecular function: inositol oxygenase activity; iron ion binding. Bases 1 to 1011 code for a protein of 336 amino acids. Gene Ontology annotation, cellular component: cytoplasm. Lineage: Eukaryota; Fungi; Ascomycota; Pichiomycetes; Serinales; Debaryomycetaceae. The record is from RefSeq and is a predicted model, not a curated record. The transcript has a single exon. Gene Ontology annotation, biological process: inositol catabolic process.